This is a messenger RNA of Mya arenaria, 2060 nucleotides long. RefSeq lists its product as uncharacterized. The transcript is spliced from 4 exons. The record is from RefSeq and is a predicted model, not a curated record. The coding region runs from base 402 to 1445 and encodes 347 amino acids. Lineage: Eukaryota; Metazoa; Mollusca; Bivalvia; Myida; Myidae.
UGCAGUUCCAAGCCAACGUAUAUUAUUUCGAAGCAGCAUCGCUGUUAAGUGUGCACUUGGAUAGGAUAAAUCGGGUUAAGAGUCAACUUCGUCUAUACGUUUAGCCUUCUACUCGCAUAUGCAAUCAAGAUUUUGACACACACCGUAGAGGUUUCGAUCAGCACCGAUUAAGAGCGAUUGACAAGAAAGCAGACAUACAAAACACAGUCGGACUUUCUAUCGCUGGUGUUUAACAAAAUCACCUCUAGUUCUCUGCAAGGCAAUAUUGGUUGUGUGCUUAUUUCCAAGCCCUGACAAAUUACAGUUCUCCACGCCGUAAGGAACUUAAAAAACAAAAGUAAGUACGCUUACUCCUCUAACACAACAACCGAACACGUAAAGGCAUUCAUAUUGCCAAGAUAAUGGAAAGGUGUGUGUGCAGGAAGCAGAGCUUUUGUGAAUAUCGGGACGACGAUGAAGAAUUACUUGGAGUUAACUGCACAUCAUGUGGUCAAGAGUGGCUAAAAGAAACCAGCAAUCCAAGAGAAAGAAUAAUUUUUCAAGGACAAGAAAUGGGCAAAUACACUCAUAAAGAAUGCGUUGAUAGUGGCUUCUUAAUGACCAGACCAGAAAGAACCAAAAUCACACCGAGGAACGUGAGCUCGCUGAGAAAAGGGGAUCAUAUUACUUGGCAUAGGUCUUAUGGAAUCUGGCAUCACGCGAUUGUGGUAAAAACAUUUUCGUCGGGACAGAUUGAAGUUUGUCAUUUUGCUUCAGACAAAACGAGAUUGAAAGCGAUAAUUAAAAACAAAGUAAUGGAUCCUCUAAAGGAAAAUGGUAACCUCUACCGAAUCAAUUACAGCAGUAUUCCAGACGAAAAUUCUGCUGAAUUAGUGGUUGCGAGAACAAAAGUUCUUCAAUCAAUGUCUACAAUCGGCGAAUACUGCUAUAACUUUUUCAGAAACAACUGUGAAAAUUUUGCGACAUUUUGUAAAACCGGCUUCAGCAUCAGCUACCAGCUUGAGUGGUUGAAAAAAAAUGCGCAACAUGCAAUAGAUCUUGGGGUUGACUUUGGAAAGGACCCAAGUGUUCGAAGGAGGUUGUACCAGUUACGAUUUGUGCUGUAUGAAGGUAUCGAAGCAUUGACGGGCGCUGGAGAUGUCUUAGGUGCCGGUUUGCUGGUGCUAGGUGAAGUCUUCAGUUGUUACAAAGACAUUGGUGAGAUCAACGCAAAGGAAGGAAUGACAGAUGAAGAUCGCCAUUUUGAAAAACACAACCGUCUCUAUGCAUGUGCAGGAGGAAUGGUCCUUGGGGCAGUUGGUAGCUACGCUUUGGGGCAGUACAUGGGAUCAACAUUGGGUAGCCUUAUCGGUGGUCCGUUGGGAUUAUUUGUUGGUAGAAUGAUUGGCGGUUGGGUCGGUGGUUUGAUUGCAUCAAGUGGAAACAAUGAAUAUGUUCGUUACUAAAUUUCGGUUUAAGUAAAUUAUAGUCCAGAGUUUCUUAACAUAGCGCCUAUGAUGAUUUUUCCACAUAAAACACAGAAAUCGUAUGUUUGACAUUAAUUCAAAGAUUUCGCAUAACUGUUAACACAUUUAAAAGCAACACUAUUACAUUUAAUGGUCCGUUUAUGCAAUGCUUAUUUGGUUUUGAAAGUAAAACUUCAUUCUCGGUAACAUUCGUUCAAUGUUAAAUAAACAUUCUUGACUUGAGGAUAUAUUGGCGUACAUUAGUUGAUUAGAUGAUCCCUCUAUGCCUAUGCCUCUGCGUUCAUGUAUAGUUGGAAUGUGGUGUGUAUGAAUUCUUUUGUUUGAGUUAUUUAAAAUAGAUCACAUUAUAGUCAUGGUUUCAAAGUUUCAAAGUUUGUAUUGUAAUGCUCAUAUAAUACAUGUGGUUAAAACAUGUUAGCGUAAUAUCGAAUAAAUACUAUGUUUUCUUUUGAACAGUAUUUUAAGGUGAAGAGACAGUCGGAUUGUCUGUUCCUAUUCGUUUCAAAUAUGCAUAUAUUUGACAUUCUUCUGCAUAUAUUAAAAGAAAAUGCGCGUAUGUCAUUGUAUCAAUGUAAUUUGAUAUGCAAAUAAAUA